Messenger RNA from Somion occarium, 2089 nucleotides. Lineage: Eukaryota; Fungi; Basidiomycota; Agaricomycetes; Polyporales; Cerrenaceae. The record is from the annotation of a GenBank genome assembly.
UUAGUGUCGUGGUCGCCGUGCUCGAUGACCGCUGCGAGGAACGCUGCUCAACUCUGCGUUCGCCCCGUGCUAUUACGUAAUCCUGAACAAUGUUGCCCAAUCGGGGAAUACUUCCGUACUUCAAUUUUAUGCUUGCCUUCCUCCCCUCACUCGCUAGUUUCAUAGGUCUUCACGAUGCCUCCUAAAUCAAUAUUCAGACAGCCAGGAGCAAAACACUUCCAACUUGUGCACCGAUCGCAGAGGGACCCUCUCAUCCACGAUCUCGAGGCCAGUAAACAUGUGUUGAAGGAAUUCGAGCGAGGCAACGCGAAGAAGGGCAAAUCAAGGGCUGACCUUGAGAGCUCAAUCUCUCCUGCAGAGCUCGCAGUCCGCCCUAACGUAGGCGAAGCAGCUGGCUAUGGCAUUUACUACGAUGAUACAGAAUACGAUUACCUGCAACAUCUUAAACCUGUUGGCGCACAGGAAGAUGGUGUUGAAAGCAUGCUUAUUGAGGCCCCGACAAAGUCAAAAGGCAAAGGAAAGGCGAAAGACCCAGUCACUCUGAUCGACCUCCCUGCAGAAGCUUUGCCCUCGACCUCGGAGGUACCUAGAAAUUAUGAGUCGCAAGAAGCUGUCCCUUCAUCAAUAGCUGGCUUUCAGCCUGACAUGGAUCCUCAUCUGCGUCAAGCUCUGGAAGCAUUGGAGGACGAUGCGUUUGUGGAUGAUGACCUUGAGGACGAUUUCUUUGGUGAACUCGUGGCCAACGGAGAACGUGGAGCUGACGAGCCGCUUGAGUUCGAGUUUCAAGAAGAAGGAAUAUCAAAGGAUGCCGCAGAAGUUAGAGCAUUACCAUCAGAAGACUCGGAUGAGGAGGCAAAUUGGGAAGCCAGGUUCGCGAAAUUCAAGAAGGCGCAAAAACAAGCGGGUCCUCCUACUGACGGCUCGGAUUUGGACCUUUACUCCGAGGGUGGGGACACCAUCGGAGACCUACCACAGGUGUCUGUCAUUGGUGGUAAGACAAGGCGGAAAGGUGCUUCGGACGCUUCAGGUUACAGCAUGAGCAGUUCGUCGAUGUUCAGAAACGAAGGUCUGACUUUGAUCGACGAACGAUUUGAGCAGAUUCAAAAAGAAUACGAUUCAGACGAGGACGGAGACGAAAGGGACGAAGGUCUCUCGGACAUGGCCUCUGCACCAGAACUUAUAACCUCUCGAGAAGACUUCGACGCGAUGAUGAACGAGUUCCUCGACAAUUACGAAAUCCUCGGAGGCAAGAUGCGUCCUGUCCUGGCCGGCGACACUGCAGCAGAGAAAUUGGAUACGGUUCGCAAAGCACUCGGUGAAGUGAAGAUUUAUCAAGAGGAGAGUGAUGAAGAGGAUGACGAUAACAUUCUGAUGCCGCUGGAUGUGGAUGACAAGAAGGACAGGUGGGACUGCGAAACCAUUUUGACGACAUAUAGCAAUCUGGAAAAUCAUCCACGAUUGAUUCGUGCUCGCGAAGAGAGAGCAGUACCAAAGAUUCGAUUGGAUCGCAAGACAGGCCUUCCUUUCGUCGAGGAUGAGCCUAUUCACCGGAGAUCCAUGCAGAAGAAGCCAGUCAUCUCGGACGAUGAGGAUGAAGAUUCAUCAUCACCAUGCACGACAAUCACUCGACCGAAGAACGAAGCAAAAGAGGAAAAGAAAAUGCGCAAACAGGCAGUCAAAGCCGAUCGCCAACUCCGACGAGCAGACAAGAAAGCUACGAAGGAGCAAUUCUCUUCCGAAGUGAAGAACCAGAUCAGAACGCUCUCUAGCAAGGAGAAGAAUAAGCUGCGAAAACUCUAGACGUUAAAGAGAUAGCAAUAUCGGUCUGUUACAUUAGAGACUGUCUAGACUAUUGUUACAUCCAGAGGACUGUUGUACAGGUGGUAUCAUUAGGUGCUUGGGGUAUCUCCAAGCAUGGGAGGCAAUAUAGUACAACUGCACAGAAAGUGUUCGAUGAUGAGUGAUCCAAGGUGCCAAAAAAUAAUUGCGAGCGAGUGCGAAUAACCAUCUAUGAAAGAAAUCACUGGGGAGAAAAGGAUGCACGGGGUUACCAGUCGGGCCAGAGGUCGAGUAAAACAUUGCCCUCUUC